Ostreococcus lucimarinus CCE9901 is the source of this 579-nucleotide messenger RNA. RefSeq lists its product with no specific name. NCBI's taxonomy places the organism in Eukaryota, Viridiplantae, Chlorophyta, Mamiellophyceae, Mamiellales, Bathycoccaceae. Bases 1 to 579 code for a protein of 192 amino acids. The record is from RefSeq and is a predicted model, not a curated record. The transcript has a single exon.
AUGACGGAGGAGGAGGAGAAGACGGUGCGGCGACGAGCGAUCGUCGGCGCGGCGCUGACGGCGGCGUUCGUGGGGCUGAGUCAGAUCUCGAUCGAGAGCCCGGAGCCGGUGAAACCGUUGUUCUUUUAUUUGGUGCCCGUGGUGCGGAGUCGGGAGUUGCUGCGCAGGGCGGCGACGUUGGCGGAGGACGGCGCGUGGGACGAGUUGAACUCGACGGUGAGUCGCGUCGUGGGACCGCCGAACAACGUGAAGGAUAAUCUAUUCAAAGCCGCGGCGUACUUGAGCGGGAGUAAAGAGCAAAAGGCGCGCGAGAUCGCGUUCGAUUUCUUGGAGUACAUGGAAAAGGUCAACUACUCGAAGUAUUUCGAGAACAUGGGCGCCGUCGGAGGCGGCAAAGCCGCCGAGUACGCCAAGUUUUCGAGCAAGGCGAGCAAGAGCGCGAUCGGGAAGUUGGACGAAUUCUUGGCGCUCAUGGACCGCGAAGCCGUGCAAGCGGCGGAAUCACAAGUCAUGGCGUUCGAGGCCGAGUUCACGAAAUCGGCGCCCGAGACGCAAGACGCGGAGGAACCCGCAAUGUAA